AUAAAAAGAGGGACGCGGCCUGGCCUCCAUACUGUGCGGCGGCGCUCGAGCUUCGAGGCGGCGGUGGCUGUGACGGCGCGUUUCUUCUCCGGGCUCUGUAAGAUUCAAGACCUGAAAAAAUGGCAUUAGCAGCAAUUGAUCCACAACAGAACAUUGUAUCGAGGGUAGCAAACCUUCCUUUGGUGAGCUCCACUUACGAUAUGGUGUCUACAGCCUACAUAACCACAAAGGAUAACCAUCCCUAUUUGAAGUCAGUAUGUGAGAUAGCAGAGAAAGGAGUGAAGACAAUUACUUCAGUAGCCAUGACUAGUGCUAUGCCUAUCAUCCAGAAACUGGAACCACAGAUUGUGGUUGCCAACAACUAUGCUUGUAUAGGUCUUGAUAAAAUUGAAGAGAGACUUCCUAUACUGAAUCAACCCACUGAUAAGGUUGUUGCCAAUGCUAAGGGUGUAGUUGUUGGAGCCAGAGAAGCUGUAACAACCACCAUGACUGGUGCCAAGGAAACUGUUGCUCACAAAAUCACUGGAGUUGUGGGCAAGACUAAAGAAGCAGUGCAAGACAGUGUAGAAAUGACUAAGUCUGUUGUCAAUGGUGGCAUCAACACUGUCUUGGGAAGUCGUGUGGUGCAAAUGAUGAGCAGUGGAAUGGACAGUGCUCUCACUAAAUCAGAGACCCUUGUAGACCAGUAUCUCCCACUAACAGAAGCAGAACUAGAAAGAGAAGCUGCGAAAGUUGAAGGUUUUGAAGUUGGAGUCCAAAAGCCAAGUUAUUAUGUUCGACUAGGAUCUCUGUCUUCAAAGUUCCGUGCACGUGCCUACCAACAAGCCUUAAACAAAGUGAGAGAUGCUAAACAAAAAGGCCAGGAGACAAUUUCUCAGCUGCACAACACUGUUAGUCUGAUCGAGUAUGCCAGAAAGAACAUGAAUAGUGCCAAUCAGAAACUUCUUGGUGCUCAGGAAAAGCUUUAUCAAUCCUGGGUAGAAUGGAAGAAAAAUACAGGUCAAAAUGAUGGUGAUGAAUCGCAUAGUGCUGAGCACAUUGAGUCAAGAACUCUAGCUAUUGCGCAGAGUCUCACUCAGCAGCUUCAGACCACCUGCCUCACACUGGUUACGAGCAUACAGGGGCUGCCACAGAGUGUGCAGGAUCAGGUUUACAGUGUUCGCUCAAUGGCUGGUGAUGUCUACGAAAUCUUCCGAUCAGCAUCCUCCUUCCAGGAACUAUCAGACAGCUUUCUUACUACUAGCAAAGGACAGCUGAAGAAAAUGAAGGAGUCUCUGGAUGAUGUGAUGGAUUAUCUUGUUAACAACACACCGCUCAACUGGCUGGUAGGUCCCUUUUACCCACAACUGCCUGGCCCUCAGCAUGCUGAGAACGAAGGUGAAGGGGAGAAAAAUUCCAGCCAGAAAGACAAACAGCUUGAACGCAAUAUUGAAUAAAUUGCACAGCAUGUGUGUACCCUGCAGACUGGCCAAACAAGUGAUGUUUAACAACUGUAGCUGUCAAAAAGUCUUGGAGAAAAAACAUGGAGUGGUGAGAAGAGACUCUCCCACAAAUGAGUUGUAAAGCUAUUCUAAAACAGACAUGAUUAAGUGCCUAAAAAUUGGCAGCUUACAGUUGUCAGGAUGCCUUGUUUGUCUGUAAAGUCAAGAAACCUCACCUUGCUUAUUAAUGGUACUAAUCGUUUUAUUCUAAAUUAGAUAAAUUGCAAUUAAAAGCAUUUCAUUUGUUGUUUAAUUUCUUAUCAGAAUAAUCUCAGAAUGGCUUGGGUUGGAAAGGUCUUCAAGGAUCAUCAGGUUGCAAGCCCCUUGCUGCUGGAAGGGUUGCCAACAGUUAGGUCAAGCACCAGGUGAGGUUGCAGGGUCCUAUCCAGCCUGGCCUUGAAUGCCUGCAGGGACGGGCCACCCACAACCUCUGGACAGCCUGUUCCAGGGCCUCACC
Messenger RNA from Centrocercus urophasianus (Greater sage-grouse), 1938 nucleotides. It is a transcript of the gene PLIN2, whose product is annotated as perilipin 2. The record is from RefSeq and is a predicted model, not a curated record. The transcript has 8 exons. NCBI's taxonomy places the organism in Eukaryota, Metazoa, Chordata, Aves, Galliformes, Phasianidae. Bases 120 to 1436 code for a protein of 438 amino acids. Gene Ontology annotation, cellular component: cytosol; lipid droplet. Gene Ontology annotation, biological process: lipid storage; positive regulation of triglyceride storage.